CCAGCGCUGAAGAUGUCUCUCUUGGAUCGGGAGGAGGAGGACCAAUGGCGGAGGGGGCCAUCGGUGGAGACGAGCGGCUCAGUUUCAGAAUAAUGUCUUCCAAGCAAGCCACCUCUCCGUUUGCCUCCGUCGCCGAUGGGGAGGAAGCCAUGAGUCAGGACCACCUGUCCUGGGAUAAGGAGGAGAGUGCCGAGGCCCAUGGGACGCCCCAGCUGCCCCUGCACAGCCUGCUCCACAGCAAGGGCUCCAUGGACGAACUGCAGCCCCUCAGCAGUGUCCCUCCAGAGAGUGACUGGGACAGCAUGGUGUCAGCCCAGCAGCGCAUGGAAUCUGACAGCAAUAAAGUAUGUUCCCUGUACUCCUUCCGGAAUAACUCAACCUCCCCACACAAGCCUGAGGAGGGGGCCCGGGAGCGCGGCGACCUGCUGAGCGGAUCUGCGUUCGGAACGCCGGAGCGCCGCAAAGGAAGCCUGGCCGACGUGGUGGACACACUGAAGCAGAAGAAGCUGGAGGAGAUGACAAAGACAGAGCAAGAUGAAUCUAGUUGCAUGGAAACACUUCUGUCAAAAGAGUGGAAAGAGAAGAUGGAAAGGCUCGACACCGGUGAUCUUCUGGGAGAAGUUAAAGGUACUCCAGAGAGCCUGGUAGAGAAGGAGCACCAGCUGAGCACCAUGAUCACUCAGCUGAUCAGCCUGAGAGAGCAGCUCCUGGCCGCUCACGAUGAGCAGAAGAAGCUGGCCGCCUCACAGAUGGAGAAACAGCGACAGCAAAUGGAGCUGGCCCGCCAGCAACAGGAACAGUAUUAUGAAGAAGGGUGUUCCAUGAUUGCCAGACAACAGCAGCAGCUUCUGCAGCAGCAGCACAAAAUCAAUAUCCUCCAGCAGCAGAUUCAGGUCCAGGGUCACAUGCCUCCGCUCAUGAUUCCCAUUUUUCCACACGACCAACGCACCCUGGCAGCUGCUGCCGCAGCCCAGCAGGGCUUUCUCUUCCCACCGGGAAUCUCUUACAAGCCAGGUGACAACUACCCGGUGCAGUUCAUUCCAUCCACAAUGGCAGCUGCGGCAGCGUCAGGACUCAGCCCCCUCCAGCUUCAGCCCUCGUCCCAGCUCUCCUCUCAGCCCUCGUCCCAGCUCUCCUCUCAGCUCUCCUCCCAGCUCUCCUCCCAGCUCUCCUCUCAGAUCUCCUCUCAGCUCUCCUCCCAGCUCUCCUCCCAGCUCUCCUCUCAGAUCUCCUCUCAGCUCUUCUCUCAGCUCUCCUCUCAGCUCCCCCAGAGUGCCCGUAUCAUGCCAGGGUAA
Molecule: messenger RNA, 1295 nt
Organism: Oncorhynchus masou masou (cherry salmon)
Lineage: Eukaryota; Metazoa; Chordata; Actinopteri; Salmoniformes; Salmonidae
Product: transcription factor SOX-6-like
Exons: 10
Coding region: 45-1295 (416 amino acids)
Biological process (GO): central nervous system development; cell fate commitment; positive regulation of chondrocyte differentiation
Cellular component (GO): nucleus
Molecular function (GO): DNA-binding transcription factor activity, RNA polymerase II-specific; RNA polymerase II cis-regulatory region sequence-specific DNA binding
Source: RefSeq, a predicted model, not a curated record